AACAAAUCCAUUCGCUCUGAUUAUGCUUUCUACACUUUGUUACUUCUCUCACUUGAAAUCUUAAACUUGUAUAUAUAUUUAUUUUACUUUAAAUGCAAAAAGUGUAAUUGAAAAAUAAGUAAUUUGUUCAAAAAAAGCGGCUCCUUCCGCUACAUUCUGCUGCCCGCAUUGGAACUCAUAGAAGUGUGGAAAUUGCUCGAACGCAAAACGUGUUCUGCCGGAACCUCGGAAGUGUCGCAAGAGAGAAAACACUCUUUUCGCAUAAGAAUACUCGAGUCGGAUUGAUAUUCCAAAGUUCACCGGAAUACGUGAAAUAAUCGUGAGCGCUCGAAAUGUCACAGAAAGCUGUUUUAUUACAUUGUUAUAAUCGCGGUUGCGGAAAGAAAUUUGAUCCUAAUGAUAAUAAAAACGAUGAUUGUGUUCAUCAUCCGGGACAGCCUGUGUUCCACGACGCAUACAAAGGCUGGUCCUGUUGCAAUAAAAAAUGUACAGACUUUACGGAAUUCUUAAACAUUAAGGGUUGUACAAAGUCUAAGCAUUCAAAUGAGAAACCACCAGAGCCAGAGAAACAACUCAUUGAUAAAACUACAGCUGAUGAAAUAAUAGAAGUUGUCUCUAAGCCGAUGCAUAAUAAUUCAACAUUAGAUAGGCCUUCUUUUGAUACACCUCAGCUACAGUUAUCGCCAACAAUAUCUCCGAUUCUGUUGGAACAAAUUAAAGGAUUGACUGCUUCAGAGACUAAACCAGUAUUAUGUGAAGUGCAAAUAGGACAAAAUUGUAAAAAUAAUACCUGCAAAGCUACUUAUAAUGGUGUUGAUUCCGAUGAGGAAGUUUGCAUUUUUCACCCUGGAGUACCGAUUUUUCAUGAAGGAAUGAAAUACUGGUCCUGUUGUCAGAAAAAGACAACAGAAUUCUCUGUCUUUUUGGAGCAACGUGGUUGCUCUUUAGGAAAACAUAUGUGGUUUUCUAAGGACAUGGGGAAAAAGGUACAAUGUAGGAUGGACUGGCAUCAAACUGGCACAUAUGUAGUUGUUUCUGUGUAUGCAAAAAAAUAUCUACCCAGUCAGUCUGUUGUAAAAUUGAAUCCUAUCCAUCUAACCGUAGAUUUAUUCUUUAUAGAAGAAAAUUCAAGAUACAACCUUGACAUAGAAUUGAGAGGAAUUGUUGAUGUUGGGAAGAGUAGUGUAAAUAUGUUGCCAACCAAAGUAGAAAUUAAGUUAAGGAAGGCUGAACCUGGCUCAUGGUCAAUAUUGCAUAUUCCAAGAGAGGAGGAACCAGAAGCCAAUGAGAGCAAGGAAAAUUUUGCAAACCUUAAUGCACAAGUGGAAGCCGUGGACCUUAGUGACCUUUAAUUGUUGGAAAAAUUUUUUCUGUAAUAAUUUGAUUCUUUCCGGAGUGAUUUAUUCUUACCUAAGAGAUGCACAUUGUAAUAUCAAGAGACUCUAUACUAGCCAUUUGAUGAAGAUAAUCCUAAAUAUACCUGGUACAAGUUAUUAUAAUGAAAAAAUAAGUAUAAUU
This is a messenger RNA of Dinoponera quadriceps, 1518 nucleotides long. RefSeq names its product cysteine and histidine-rich domain-containing protein (gene mora). NCBI's taxonomy places the organism in Eukaryota, Metazoa, Arthropoda, Insecta, Hymenoptera, Formicidae. The coding region runs from base 333 to 1352 and encodes 339 amino acids. The record is from RefSeq and is a predicted model, not a curated record. The transcript has 4 exons.